UAGAGUUGGCAGCCAACCCAUCGAAGCUGCACCUUCCUUCAUGAGAGUCCAAAUUCCAAAAGCGUGAAAGAAUGUCCUUACCAAACAACGAAAAGCUACCCGUUAACGGUUUAACAGACGUUUUGCGAGUCCCGCGGGGUUAACUCAUCCCUGUACGGUGUUAGCAUAUCUCAGUAUCCAAACACACCGCAAAAAUGGCCAACUAGGACAAGAAGAGUAUCAGUUAUUUAUUGUCGCAAUGAAAACUACUCGUUUGAUGGUUAAAAAGCCGUAAACGUAAACCCUAGCAGUUUAAAUAGCCUCCAACUUCUUCUAAUUCAUUCUCUCUCACUUCACAAAUCACAACGCACUCGCUGUUCGAUUCUCCGUUGCUCUCGCGGGUGUUCUAAACCCUAGAGGAGACACUUCCUAGGGUUUAGAUUCCUCAUCGUUUUUUUUUUCAAUUCUCGUUUUCUACGUUGAUCGGGGUUCAUAUCGAAGAUUUUUGAUUUUUUUGAUCGAGUUUUGGUGCUAUGGAUCUUCCAAGUCUUGCUGUUGUACUCCAAGCUGCUCUCAGUCCGAAUCCCGAUGAACGGAAGGCAGCUGAACAGAGCUUGAAUCAGUUCCAGUACGCGCCUCAGCAUCUGGUGAGGCUGCUGCAAAUCAUUGUAGACAACAACUGUGACAUGGGUGUGCGGCAAGUGGCUAGUAUUCAUUUUAAGAACUUCAUUGCAAAGAAUUGGUCUCCUCAUGACACUGGUAUGCCAUUUAUCAUAGAUGCCCAACAGAAGAUCUUGCAGAGUGAUAAAGACAUGGUGAGGGAUCACAUUCUCGUGUUUGUAACUCAAGUUCCUCCUUUGUUGAGGGUGCAACUCGGUGAAUGCCUUAAAACAGUUAUACAUUCUGAUUAUCCUGAGCAGUGGCCUCAUCUUCUAGACUGGGUAAAGCAUAACUUACAGGAUCAACAAGUCUAUGGUGCCUUAUUUGUGCUGCGGAUCCUCUCUAGAAAAUAUGAGUUCAAGUCAGAUGAAGAGAGGACACCGGUUUAUCGCAUUGUUGAGGAGACAUUUCCUCACCUUCUCAGUAUAUUUAACAAGCUUGUCCUGAUUGUUAAUCCAUCACUUGAAAUAGCAGACUUAAUCAAGCUUAUCUGUAAAAUAUUCUGGUCCUCCAUAUAUUUGGAGAUUCCAAAGCUGUUGUUUGAUCAAAAUAUCUUCAAUGCUUGGAUGAUGCUUUUUUUAAAUGUAUUGGAGAGGCCUGUUCCAUCUGAAGGUGUUGAUCCUGAGCUUAGAAAAUCAUGGGGCUGGUGGAAGGUCAAGAAAUGGACAGUUCACAUUCUAAAUAGACUCUACACUCGUUUUGGAGACUUGAAGCUGCAAAACCCUGAAAACAGAGCCUUUGCUCAAAUGUUUCAGAAGCAUUAUGCAGGGAGGAUUUUAGAGUGUCACUUAAAUCUGUUAAAUGUCAUUCGUGUUGGGGGCUAUUUACCUGACAGAGUUAUCAACCUGAUUCUUCAAUAUCUAAGCAACAGUAUUUCAAGGAAUAAUAUGUAUACACUGCUGCAACCUCGGCUUGAUGUCCUUCUUUUUGAAAUAGUUUUCCCCCUUAUGUGCUUUAAUGAUAAUGAUCAAAAGCUUUGGGAUGAAGAUCCACAUGAAUAUGUAAGGAAAGGCUAUGACAUUAUUGAAGAUUUGUAUAGUCCUAGGACUGCUUCCAUGGAUUUUGUGAGUGAGUUGGUUCGAAAACGUGGGAAAGAAAAUCUUCAAAAGUUUAUUCAAUUUGUAGUUGAAGUUUUCAGAAGGUAUGAUGAAGCUUCUGUAGAACACAAGCCCUAUAGACAGAAAGAUGGUGCUCUUCUUGCUAUUGGGGCACUUUGUGACAAACUGAAGCAGACUGAACCAUACAAAUCUGAACUUGAGCGAAUGUUAGUGCAACAUGUCUUUCCUGAGUUCAGCAGUCCUGUUGGCCAUCUUAGAGCUAAGGCAGCAUGGGUUGCAGGACAAUAUGCCCAUAUCAACUUCUCAGAUCAAAACAAUUUCCGGAAGGCAUUGCAGUGUGUUGUAUCCAGAAUGCAAGAUCCUGAACUUCCUGUGCGGGUUGAUUCUGUUUUUGCUUUGCGAUCUUUCAUUGAAGCUUGCAAAGAUUUGAAUGAAAUCCGUCCUAUUCUUCCUCAACUCCUUGAUGAGUUUUUCAAACUUAUGAAUGAGGUUGAGAAUGAGGACCUUGUAUUUACUUUGGAGACGAUUGUGGACAAGUUUGGGGAAGAGAUGGCACCUUAUGCAAUUGGGCUGUGCCAAAAUUUGGCAGCUGCAUUUUGGAGGUGUAUGAACACUGCAGAAGCUGAUGAUGAAGCUGAUGAUCCGGGUGCUCUGGCUGCAGUUGGUUGUUUACGUGCUAUUAGCACAAUCCUUGAAUCAGUGAGCAGGCUUCCUCACCUUUUUGUUCAAAUUGAGCCAACUUUGCUUCCCAUAAUGCGUAGAAUGUUAACAACCGAUGGUCAAGAGGUUUUUGAAGAAGUUUUGGAGAUUGUAUCAUAUAUGACUUUUUUCUCUCCAACAAUAUCAUUGGAUAUGUGGAGUCUUUGGCCGUUGAUGAUGGAAGCACUGGCAGAUUGGGCAAUUGAUUUCUUUCCAAAUAUUUUGGUUCCUCUGGACAACUAUAUUUCAAGAGGAACUGCUCAUUUCCUUACUUGCAAAGAACCUGAUUAUCAACAGAGUCUAUGGAAUAUGAUUUCAUCUAUUAUGACGGAUAAAAGUAUUGAGGACAAUGAUGUUGUGCCAGCUCCAAAGCUUAUCGAAGUUGUCUUCCAGAAUUGCCGAGGACAGGUGGAUCACUGGGUUGAACCAUAUCUCAGAAUUACGGUUGAGCGCUUGCAUCGAACUGAAAAAUCAUAUUUGAAAUGCCUUCUUAUGCAAGUGAUUGCAGAUGCUCUUUACUACAAUGCAGCACUGACUCUCAGCAUAUUACAAAAGUUAGGCAUGGCGUCAGAAAUCUUCCAUCUUUGGUUUCAUUUGCUGCAACAAGUCAGGAAGAGUGGUGCGCGUGCUAAUUUUAAAAGGGAACAUGAUAAGAAAGUGUGCUGCCUUGGUUUAACAUCGUUACUGGCACUCCCUGCUGAUCAAUUGCCAGGGGAGGCUUUAGGCCGGGUAUUCCGCGCCACCCUUGACCUUCUAGUUUCCUACAAGGAUCAAGUUGCAGAAGCUGCGAAAGAGGAAGAAGCUGAAGAUGAUGAUGAUAUGGAUGGUUUUCCAACUGAUGACGAAGAUGAGGAUGGCAAUGGUUUUGACAAGGAAAUGGGAGUUGAUGCUGAUGAUGGAGAUGAAGUUGAUGCUAUCUCACUUAGAAAGUUGGCUGAACAGGCAAGGUCAUUCCGACCCAAUGACGAGUAUGAUGACGAUUCGGAUGAUGACUAUAGUGAUGACGAAGAGUUGCAGUCCCCAAUUGACGAGGUGGAUCCUUUUGUUUUCUUUGUGGAUACAGUCAAAGUGAUACAAUUAUCAGAUCGAUUGAGGUUUGAGAACCUCACCCAGACACUCGAGCUCAAUUAUCAAGCUCUUGCUAAUAGUAUUGCCCAGCAUGCUGAGCAGAGAAGAGCAGAAAUUGAAAAGGAAAAACUUGAGAAGUCAUCAGCUGCCACAGCUUCUUAAGCUUCUGGAGACACAUACAUUUUUCUCAAGUUCUCAGCUGUUACCCAUUCUUUAGUAGAAUCAGAGGGUUGCCUAUUUAUUUGAGGCAUUUGUUGGCUCUGUGGUCACUAGUUGGUCUUCGAGCCUCGAAGAGUUUGCAGUUUUGAAGUGCUCGGAGCUUUGUGCACUGAAAGUUCCCUUUGACUGGAGAGGAUAUUGCAUUCAGGGAACUGUGAAGUUAGCGCGUUCUCCAGGUCGCAUUAGUUCAGCUUAUUGUUUGGUGCUUUGGGCUAUCCUUUGAAGGAAAGUGCCCAUUCUUGCCAUUACUCUGUUGUCCCCCACCAUUCCCCCUUUUUUUCCCUUUUUGUGGGACGCUUUUAUAAUCUUCACAUACCAACCCUAUUCUGUUUCGUGGAUACGGGUUCUGUAGUAUUUCAUUUCUUGCCCGUCACGUAGACGGGUAUGUAGGGUCGCCAAUUGCUUUAUUGGUAGUUUUUGGUGGUGGAUGGUAUAUAUUUUUUAUAAACCCUUUUUUGGUCAUAUUUUUUGGGUUGAGAGUAUAGGUACAUUAGUAUUGAUGAAGGCAUCAAUUUUGGGUUAUACAAAGCUUUUUAAGGGUGGCUUCCUGCAGGUUGUAAAACAUUUCAUUCUUUAUACAAUAUUUUGUGGGAAGAAUUCAGCACGAUUCAUGUUUA
Gastrolobium bilobum is the source of this 4300-nucleotide messenger RNA. RefSeq names its product importin beta-like SAD2. Lineage: Eukaryota; Viridiplantae; Streptophyta; Magnoliopsida; Fabales; Fabaceae. The record is from RefSeq and is a predicted model, not a curated record. Gene Ontology annotation, molecular function: small GTPase binding. The transcript is spliced from 22 exons. Gene Ontology annotation, biological process: protein import into nucleus. Gene Ontology annotation, cellular component: cytosol; nuclear envelope. The coding region runs from base 513 to 3626 and encodes 1037 amino acids.